Molecule: messenger RNA, 6022 nt
Organism: Chelonus insularis
Lineage: Eukaryota; Metazoa; Arthropoda; Insecta; Hymenoptera; Braconidae
Gene: LRR
Product: Leucine-rich repeat
Exons: 11
Coding region: 419-4954 (1511 amino acids)
Biological process (GO): regulation of Arp2/3 complex-mediated actin nucleation; cell migration
Cellular component (GO): plasma membrane; lamellipodium
Molecular function (GO): protein binding
Source: RefSeq, a predicted model, not a curated record
GUGUUUCAUCGAUGAGUCGCACGAGAUCUUGCAACGUGCGAUGAUCGUUGUCAAGUGGUCAUUUUUUAUUUAAUUCAUAUCAUAUUUAUUAUUAAAUAAUUUAAUUCAUCUUAGUGCUUAUUAUGGUGUAACAUGGAUACUAAUCUUCACAUAGUAAUACAAUUAUUUUAAUAAAAAACUAAAGUAUAAAUCGUACAAGAUAAUAAUGCACUUGCCGCGAUCAAGAAUGACAACAUGGCCGAUAAAUUCUCAUCUGCAUCAGUAUUUUAUUUCGACAUUUGCGUGUUUAAUGUUGUUAUCACAAUCAAUAGGAGUUUUGUGUUAUUGAAAUGAUAAACAAAAUAAUGUUUUUAUUUAUUUAAAAAAUAAUGUCUUGAGAAUUUUUCGAUUAAAACAGUUAAUAAAAGUAUCAGACAUCAUGUCAACGCGAUCGCAACUUACCAAGGAUUUAAAUGAAUCAGUCAAAGCAUUACUGGGGAAACAUGUGAAAAUUUUGCUGAAAAAUGUGGUUAAACUCGAGACGAAACCAGAUAAACAAGAAAAUCGUGUUUUAGUUUUCUCUCCUUGUCGUUUAUUCUUAUUGACAGCCAAAGUACCAACUAGGAUUGACUGUCAUUUUCAUUACUUAGAAAUCACAGCUAUUGAAUCAAGACGAGCCAAUCAAUUAUGUCUAACAGCAGGAGAACGAACGUACAAUUUUACAACAACUGGUUUGGGCGGUACAGACACAACAGAAGUGGAUGCAAUGAUAGAGGCAUUACAUACAGCAAUUCGAAAUAUUUUUCCUACAGUACCAUUGAAUUACGUAAUUCGAAAAAUCGAUGUGAUACCGGCUAGUAGAUUACAAAGUAUUAGAGGCAGUGAAUUGGCAAGAAGCACUGAAGCAACAAGAACAACCGGACCUUGCGGGGGUUUUUCAACACAAUAUGCUUGUAUGUGCGAUUUACACUGUGUACAAUAUCGGGAAGAAGUUGCAUGGGAUGUAGAUACUAUUUAUUUGUCACACGACACAAGAGAACUUAAUUUAAGAGAUUUUGAUCAUUUAGACCAAAAGGAUUUAGUACCUAUUAUAUCUGCUUUGGAAUACAAUACAUGGUUUACGAAAUUACGUGCAUCACAUUUGAAGUUGAGCCAUGAGUGCCUCGAACGAUUGCUUCAUGUUGUCCGUCGAUCUCUUUCACUUCAGGAAAUUUAUUUGGACAAUCUCGGAUUAAAAUGUGACUUUGCACACAAGUUAUCACUUGCAUUGAUAGCCAACACUAAUACAGUUUUACAUACUAUUGAUUUAUCGAAUAAUAUGAUAGAAGAUAAAGGUGCAACAAGUCUCUGUGCUAUCGUGGCUAAAUUAACACAAGGUAGUAGUCACCUUGCAGGUAGUGCUAUUGGAAUACCUAAAGGUAUGCAAAAAUUGAAUUUAUCACACUGUGGAUUGACUGGAAAAGGAAUUGCACAAUUAGCUCAUGCAUUAAGUUUAAAUAGAAGUAUGACAACUAGUUUACGAUACCUCAAUUUCUCCGAAAACACAUUGAAAGAUGACAUCAAUAACCUUUGUAAUUUUUUGGCUCAGCCAAACAGUUUAACUCAUUUAGACCUUGCUGGAACAGACAUAACACUGGAAUGUCUAUUUGGUGCUCUACUCCGCGGCUGUGCUACUAAUCUAGUCCACUUAAAUGUAGCACGCAAUUCUUUUACCAGUAAAAAGACCAAAGAAAUACCUCCUAGUUUUAAACAAUUUUUCACGGCAACACUCUCACUUAAAUACUUGAAUAUUUCUUAUUGUAAAUUGCCUUUGGAAGCUCUGAAACAUCUAUUAUUAGGUUUGGCUUGCAAUGAAAGUACUGUUGGCCUUGAAUUGGAUAUGAGUGGCAAUAAUCUUGGAUCAAUGGGAGCACACGUUCUUGAAUCUUGUAUUCAUGGUGUACGUUGUAUUGCUUCACUUGACAUCUCUGACAGUAAUAUGGAUAUUGAUUUGGCACAAGUUAUUACAGCAAUUGGCAAAAACAAAUCAAUUAAGCAUUUAUUUAUGGGACGAAACACAGCUGGAAUGAAAACUAAAAACAUUGCUAUUGUAAUGGAUUCACUUGUACAGAUGAUUCAAGAGGAUGACUGUGUUUUACAAUCAUUAUACAUACCUGACUCUAGACUCAAAGGUGAUCUUUAUAGCUUGAUAAACGCUCUUGGUAGUAAUACUUGUCUUCAUACACUUGAUAUAAGCGGCAAUCAAAUUGGAGAUGCUGGCGCUCGACUUUUAGCCAAAGCAUUACAAAUAAAUAAUCAUCUCAAAACAAUAAUUUAUGAUAAAAAUAAUAUUACACUUCAAGGAUAUUCAGAUAUUGUUCAUGCUUUAGAGAAAAAUUAUAGUGUAAGACAUAUGCCAUUUCCAAUCUAUGAUCUUCAACCUUGCAUGAAAAUUUCAGCUGAAAAGGCUGAACAGUUAGCGAAAAAAAUUCAAGAUAUGCUUCAGAGAAAUGUUACACCUUGUAAAUAUAGCCCAGGCCAAGCGUUCAGACUUCAACAAGGUUUUUUACUUAGUUCUACUCAACAAGUAGUCGACAGAUUAGUCGUACAAACUCAGGAUACUAUUAAAACAUUAGCAGCUGAAAGUUGUGAUGCAAAUAAUGACAUUAAUUAUGCAACUGGUUUAAUCCAAGACGCGGAUAAUUCGAAGCAGUUAUUGCCCAGACUACAUGAAGUAUUGCAGCGUCGAGAUGAAAAUAAUCCAAUUGAAGCUAGAUUGAAAGAGAUAGCUGAAGAUAUCCACAAAGUUGUGACGGAUUACUUAGAAGAUUCCUUAGAAGCUAUUUUGAAGUGUGCAAAUGAUCAUUGUCCCACUGUUAUGUCGCAAACUGUUAUUCGUAAUGACGAAUCUGAACCUGUAUCAGUCGAAGAUGAUCUGCGUAAUGUGUGUAAAGGCAAAAAUCAAAUCAGUGGUGAAUUCAUCAACACUGCAGUUGUUGAACAAGCUGGUACUGACAUUGUUAACAGAGUGAAUGAGCUUAACCUCGCUGUUGCUGCUCAUAUUUCGGAUAGAAUUACAGAUGAAGUCAUUGAAUCUCUUUCACGUAGUUAUAAGACUUUGAUUGGUGAUACUCAUGAUAGAACACGUAGCAGUACGCCUGAUGUAUUACGACCAAGUAUUAGUUCAACGAGUAGCGGCAGUGUAAUUGGUAUUGGAGGUAGUAUCAAUAUUGGUGUUGGAAUUGGACCGAGUAUUGAUAGUGGAGGAUAUAACGCUGUCUCUACUAUCUCCCCGGCAUCAAAUCACACCAAUAAAAUGAGUGACUCUCAUAGAAGUUCAGUUGUACAUGAAUAUGAAACUCCAGCUAAUCUUUUCAUUGGAAUUAAUUCUCCGAGACUUCCAGACCAUCCUGUGAAAUUGGAUUAUUUGAAUCUUGCAACCCCUCAUCUUUCUAACAAACGAAAAAGUUUACAUGGGCGUAAACUACGUCCUAAAUCUGUGGUUGACUCUGUAGAAGGACUAUCAGCUGAUGAUAUUCCUGAUUUAUUACCCAGUUUACCAAAAGACAAUACUGAAACUAUUUCUGAAAAUGAACAUUCAUUAACUGAGUCUUUAGAUUCAAUAUCUGAACUUCCUAAUAAUGCUGGUCAACAAUUACAACAUCUUGUAAAAUCUCGACCCCGAAGAACGAAAACUCGAGCACCUUCUAGACCAAUGCUUCGUACUGAUAUCCCACGAGGAUCUCUUACUCUUGGGGAAGGUCUUGAUGUAUUUUUCAGACCUAACACUCCUACUACACCUCUCAUUUCACCGACGAGUGACGAUAGUUCUUUACAUACAUUUUCUACUAAUGGCAGCCCAAAUUUGUCUUUGACUAGUCAGAGAAGCAUUCCACAAGAUACAGACAAAAAACCUCAUGGCUGUAAUUCACCAAUUCUUAAAAAUCUUCUCGAGCCAACUCCUCGUUCAAGAUCUAGUGAAAAUUUCGAGAAAUUUUCUCCACUCGCCGGCCGUAGAUCACAGGGAGAUACACCAUUAACUGCAUCACCACUUGCUCGUCGAAGUGUCGUGGAUAGUUCUCAACAACAAGACAGUGAUGUUCGAAAACGAGGAGGUAUUUCCUCUUCGGGCAGUCCUGUGUCUACACCAUUGAAUCGUGUAUCACGAGAUUCAUCGGGUAGCGAAGUUUCAGAAAUAUCACAAAAUAUAUUCAUCACAGGUGGAGAAAAUCAGAAGUCAUUAACCAAAAGCCAAAAUAGUUCAUUAAGCAAUUCAGCAGACAACGAAAAACCGUCAGGUGGUCAAGUAGCGAGUAAAGUCCGGUCAAUUUCAUGCAGUCAUGAAUCUAGGAGUUCAUUAAUCGCAACACCAUCAGAAAGUUGUCCGUCCAAUGACGCUAAUAAACAGCCAUCAAGUCUUGCCUGCUUCAAAUCUUGUAAUAAGGCGAAUUUUAAUCUUAGUAGUGAUCAACCUAGAAGUAGUUCAAGUAUUACUGCCGGUAGAAAUACUAAACCUAUACCUCCUGUAACGGCUCCUAAACCAAGGCCAUGGAGUAUGAGUGCUGAUCGAAAAUCAGGUGAAUUUAAUAAUUUAUUGAGUGAUGGAUCAAGUCCUAACACCUCAGCCGGAAAUACUCCAGAUUCAGGGGAUGCAUUAGAUGAAUCAACUGAUAGUGGAGUCAGUGGACCAGCCUCUUUACCUCCAACUCUUUCAGCGAGUAGUACAGCAAGUUCACUUAGCAACAGUACGGUAGAAAAACGAUCAGUCAAAGAACUCGCAGCUAGUUUGAACAAAGGGAAAACAGACCGCAAAGAAAAUGAAGAAAUCAUACCUGCAUGGAGAUCAGUACUUCAUCGUUCUGUAGAUCGUACUAAGACUAAGGGGCUGCCAGCACCGAUAAAGGAUGAGGAUGGCCGUAUAAAUUUUAAACUACGAAGGACAUCAUUUUUGCGAGAUUCGAAUUUCAAUUACGAUAACGAUGUUGUUGAUGUUUGAUACAAUUAUUAAAUUAAUAUUUAAUGAUAGUAUAACUUACAUUCCAUUUUGUAUUUGUGCCAUGCGCGUUUUAAAAAAACAAAAAGAACGACUAAGAAAUCAUUUAGGGCCUAGAAAUUAUUUUAAAUUCAUCUUAAUUUAUUAAUCAACGUAUUAUCAAGGCUUAUUUUUAUCAAAAGCCUAGUCAAUCAUGCCACUCUUUUUGAGAUCUAUUUAUAAAAUUGAAUAAUAUUAUAUACAAAAAAAUUAUUGAUAAUUUUUUGCUCAUUAUCGAAAUGGUAUUAAUUGAUGAAUAAUGUCAUGAAAUAUUUAAUAUUGUCAUAGAUCAUGUGGAUUCAUAUUGAUACAAGAAUCUCUAAACAUUAUUACAAAAAAUAGUAUAAAAAUCGUUUGCGUACAAUAAAACAAUUUUACUGAUAUGUAAAAUAGAUACUUGAAGUAUUGCUAAUCACACUUUCGUUACUAGUAUUUAUUAUAUGUACAUAUUAAAAAAUUUUAAAUAUCUGUAAUUAAAUUAUAUACCCGUACACUUAUUGUACGAUUGAGUCAAUUGUCUAAUAAAUGACUCUGCAUAAAUCAUAAAUAUAUGAAUUUCGUUCAAAUUUUUAUUAUAAUGAGACUUACAUUUUUAUGUAUCAAACAUGAGCAAAGUUAAAAUGGGAUCAUUGUUGUGCCAAAAGUUGUCGUACAACCCCAAUUCUACAUACCAAAAUCAUUACUCCGAAAGACUUAAGGACAUUAUAUUAUAGAUAAGUCCAACCAAAUGUUAAUAUUAUUGCUCAUAAAUACAUAAACUUAUAAACUCUUGCAGGCUUCCUGAAUUUAUUGUGUUGAAGAUAUUUAAUAUUUUUCUCGCAACUGAAACAAUUUUUUUUUAGAGAAAAUCAUUUUCUUGUAAAUAAUAUUAUUUAAUGCAAUUUUACUGAGAUUUUUUGUAUUAAAUUUUAUUGAUAAGCACUUACAUUUUGUAAUAACGUUUAUUGCUAAUCAUUGUUUAAUGGCAAUUAUUACACAAUAAUAUUAAUAUACAAAAAAUUCUAUAACCAAUAAAUAUUAUACAAUAUAUUA